This is a messenger RNA of Triticum aestivum (bread wheat), 1837 nucleotides long. RefSeq names its product protein FAF-like, chloroplastic. The transcript is spliced from 2 exons. Bases 190 to 1425 code for a protein of 411 amino acids. Lineage: Eukaryota; Viridiplantae; Streptophyta; Magnoliopsida; Poales; Poaceae. The record is from RefSeq and is a predicted model, not a curated record.
UGCCAGCAACAGAGCAGCUUCUUUCUUCUGUUAACAACAAGAAGAUCAGCCAGUGAUCGCCUCCCAAAACAACACCUCCCAACCCUCAGAAAACAAGUUUUUCCAGGCCUUCUGGUGUCUAUUGACGUUCCUUGAGGGAGCAGCCUUUCGCUACUGCCGCCACUUCACAUCUUCCCACCCAAGGCGAAGAUGUCGGUGGCCGUGUGCCGUGGCCCGGCCGUGCCGGCGUUCGAGACCCCCGCCUGGCUGCGCCCGGCUAAGCCGCACAAGCCGGAGGUGGUGGUGGCCGACGACCGGCCCGCUCAGGUCGACAUAUGGAAUGCCAUCCAGGCCGGCGUGGACAGCAAGGUGGCCGCCGCCAAGAAGCCGUACGUCAGCCCGCGCGUGCGACGGUCGAUGAGCCAGAAGAGCCUCGAGGUCUGCACCGAGAGCCUCGGCUGCGAAACCGGCUCCGGCGACUUCGACAUGUCCUGCCUCUUUGGCUCGCCGCUGCCGACGGCGCCCGUCGAGGCAGAGGAGUCCUUCUGGGAGAGCAGUGCCGCACAAGAAAGCUACCCGGCCGACGACCUCGUGGCGGUGAACUACCACUCCUCGGGCGGGAGACGGUCGCCGCGCCGCUCGUUCCCGCCGCCGCUGCCAUCCAUGUCGAGCCGCGAUGGGCCGUGUCUGAAGAUGUGCUCGCGCCGCCAGGACGGCCGCCUCGUCGUCGAGGCGGUGGUGGUGAGGCCGCGCGGGUACCUCCAGGCGAACCGCCAGGGCGGCCGCCUCUGCCUCUCCUUCAUCGAGUGCUCUGCUCGUGGCCAGAGCGCGGCGAGCAAGAGCGCCGCGCCGGCCGAGGCGUCCUACUUCCCGGUCGUGGAGGACAAGUGCGAGCCAGAGCAAGAGGUGGCCAUGCAGGUGGAGGAGGAGGAGGAAGACGAGGAGGAGGUGGAGGUCGUGGACAGAGGCACCAUGGUGGAGGUGAAGGUCAGCUCGCAGCCGCAGGCGCCCGCCGCCGCCAAGGUGCACCGGUCGACGCUCGUCAUCAACAAGUUCGUGGGCAGCACGCCCUUCACCUUCGAGCAGGCCCGGGGCCACGCCGACGCGCCGCACUCCGAGCCGUCCGCCCGCGAGGAAACCCCGACGCUGCGCCGGGUGCCCUCGUCCACGACGACGCUCGCGGCCGCGGUCGCGGUGGCGUCGACUGAGACCGGCGCGCCGCACACUCCCGUCGACGGCGAUGACAGUGACGAGGACGAGGACGAGUGCGGCGGACGGCACCACCCGUCGUCGGCCCUGGCCGCCGCCGACACGAAGCAGCAGCUGCUCCUGUUCACGUCGCGGCGGGGCGACAAGCACGACCUGCUGCAGAGCGUGCGCCGGUGCCGGCAGCUGCGGCAGAAGCCGCUCUUCAUCCUGGAGCAGUACUGCAUUGCCACCUCCUAAUCGCUCGCACGUGCGCUCGCCCGAAGAAAGCAAAACCACGAGACAAACACAUGUCCAAUCAAUCACCCAGCAUUUGCACUGCUGCUAAUGCGAUAGUUCGGUUGCCAGGCUUAAACUAUUCCCGUCCCAGAUCCCAGAUAGUUAGCCUAGCCAGUGGGAUAAUAACCUCAAUUAAUCCGUGGCCACAGUGGCUGCUGGCUGCAUGCAUGCCGGGCUUUUUUGUGACACAUGCCGCCCAUGUGUCGCUCUUUUUUCCCCGAUCGAUCGAUCGGUCGGGUCGCCGUUUGGUCCCGGUGCAUGCAGCGGCUAGCUCUGGUUCCGGCCGGCGUGACCGUAGCACUGCACUCGUGAUGUAUUUCCAGUGUGAUUUGAGUAAUUAUUCAAUGAAAUUAACAGAUUGUUGGCUGUAUAA